Molecule: messenger RNA, 717 nt
Organism: Phycomyces blakesleeanus NRRL 1555(-)
Lineage: Eukaryota; Fungi; Mucoromycota; Mucoromycetes; Mucorales; Phycomycetaceae
Exons: 5
Coding region: 1-717 (238 amino acids)
Source: RefSeq, a predicted model, not a curated record
AUGGAAAGAAGUGAAAGAAAUGUAUCUGUUCAAAGAAAUCUCAUGGAUAUUGCUUUUGAAACUACAUCAAACCAACAAACCGGACCCAUGGAAGCAAUGGGUGGUCAGACCAACUCGCCUGUUUGGGAAGGAGCCCCAAUUUCUGACGAUGAGGUUGCUUUUAGCAAUGAGUCGAAUGGCAAAAGCAGUGAUGGUGAUGAAAAUGAUAAUGACGAAGAAAGCAAUGGCGGUAAAGAAAGUGAAGACAAUGAAGAGAAUAUUGUUGAGAUUGAAGUCGAAGAAUUCGAUACUGAAGAUCCUUUUGCCACCCCAAAUAUGCCUGAAAAUCCGGUACACAGGUUCAUUGCUACUUUUGUAGUAAUGUUUGCUUCCUGCUAUGUGGUUAAUAAGGGCGCUGUUGUCUUGAUCGAGUUCAUCAACAAGCUCUUGUCGAUUUACAAGCAGGAUUUCCAAUUGCCUGUGAGUCUUUCUGGUCUCCAAAGCAUGACAGGAUUCUCGGCCAUGACAAAAGGGAUUAAGAGAUUUGUCGUUUGUCAGGAUUGCCACAAGGUGUAUGAGGAAAGUGUACCUGCUCCUUUGAAUUGUGAUUUCGUAAAGCUUGGUGCACAUACCGCCUGUAAUUGCAAAUUAAUGAUCCAAUCAUUAUCUGGUGGUUUGGUCGCAAAGAAGUCUUAUUACGUGGAACGAUCAUUGAUCCCAUGCAUAAUCUUUUUCUGA